This is a messenger RNA of Nymphaea colorata (pocket water lily), 2044 nucleotides long. RefSeq names its product laccase-7. Gene Ontology annotation, biological process: lignin catabolic process. The coding region runs from base 29 to 1825 and encodes 598 amino acids. Gene Ontology annotation, cellular component: apoplast. The transcript is spliced from 6 exons. Gene Ontology annotation, molecular function: hydroquinone:oxygen oxidoreductase activity; copper ion binding. NCBI's taxonomy places the organism in Eukaryota, Viridiplantae, Streptophyta, Magnoliopsida, Nymphaeales, Nymphaeaceae. The record is from RefSeq and is a predicted model, not a curated record.
UAAAUUUAUUAUACGAUGCUAUAAAUAUAUGCGCAUUCCCCUCCUGUUGAAAAGCACGUCCCAGUUGCUACUCCCAGCCUUAGAGAAGUACUGCUCCCCUCCCCUCCCUCUAGGCGGCAUUCUUGGGAAUCAUCACCGCCACAUUCUUCCAGCUAGCAGAUCCAUGGCUCUGCGGACAAUGUUCUUAGUGGCAUGUGCCCUGUCUCUGCUUCAAUGUACAGCAGUUCUUGCAGCAAUUGUGGAGCAUACAUUCAAUGUUGAGAAUCUCACUGUUAGCCGUCUAUGCCAAGAGCGGACCAUCAUCGCCAUCAACAAGCAGCUUCCUGGUCCGAUCAUACGAGCCCGUGAAGGCGACACCCUCGUCAUCCAUGUCAACAAUCUGUCUCCUUAUAACAUGACCAUUCACUGGCACGGGAUAUUCCAGACGUUCAGUUGCUGGAUGGACGGGCCGAGCUACGUGACACAGUGUCCGUUGCUGCCGGGGAGGAACUACACGCACCGAUUCAACGUGACGGGACAGGAGGGGACGCUGUGGUACCACGCCCACGUCUCCUGGCUGAGAGCCACCGUCCACGGCGCCCUCAUCAUCCGCCCCCGCCACCGCCGCUCCUACCCCUUCCCCAAGCCACACCGGGAAUUCCCCAUUGUUUUAGGUGAAUGGUGGAAUGCCAACGUAGUGGAAGUGGAGGCUCAGGCUCUCGCCUAUGGUUUGGCACCAAACAUAUCCGAUGCAUUCACCAUCAAUGGAAAACCAGGCCAUCUUUACCCUUGCUCCAAAAACGUGAUGCACACCAUCGAAGUCGUCCAUGGCAAGACCUACCUGCUCCGCAUAGUCAACGCUGCACUCAAUAGCCACCUCUUCUUCAAAGUCGCCCACCACAAGCUCACCGUGGUCGGUAUAGACGCAACCUACACCGAACCAUACCAUACCGACUUUGUUGUCAUCGCACCGGGCAAUACCAUCGACGUCCUCCUCACGGCCGACCAGCCACCGGCACGGUACUACUUCGCGGCUCGCGCAUAUUCAAGCGCAAAUGGCAUCCCUUUCGACAACACCACCACCACUGGCCUCCUUCUGUACACUCAUGAACCGGACAAGACCGCACCGGUCAUGCCCGUCCUUCCUCAGUGUAAUGAUACCGCAUUGGCAACCCGGUUUUAUACCAGUUUGACCGGGCUCAGCACACCAGAGUACCCGCUUGUGGUACCGACUAAGGUGGACGAGCACAUGUUCAUCACUCUUGGACUCGGUCUGGUGGGCAAGAACUUGGCCGCCUACAUGAACAAUGUAUCGUUGGUACUUCCAUCAACGAGAUCAUUGCUGGAGGCACAACACUUUGGUAUUUCCGGCGUGUACACGCCGGACUUCCCGAACGAGCCACCGGUGAAGUACGACUACACCAACCCGAACAUACCGCAGGCAUUGUGGCAGACGCAGAAGGCGACGAGGGCGAAGGUGCUCAAGUUCAACUCGACGGUGCAGAUGGUGCUGCAGAACACGGCCACAUUGGGUGUGGAAAACCACCCCAUACACUUGCAUGGGUACAACUUCUACGUCCUGGCACAAGGGUUCGGGAACUACCAGCCGGGCAUGGACGAGGCUAAGUUCAACUUGAUCAACCCCCAAAUGAGAAACACCCUCGGUGUGCCUGCCGGUGGUUGGGCUGCCAUCCGGUUCACUGCUGAUAACCCUGGAACGUGGAUCAUGCACUGCCAUUUCGACAGCCACCUUCCAAUGGGCUUAGGGACGGUCUUUCUGGUUGAGAACGGACCAACUCCAUCAACGUGUCUUCCUCCUCCACCGGAUGAUUAUCCUACCUGCUAGAAACCCUUUUCUUAAUACAAAAGAGAUGUGAAGAUUAUUCUGCAACGGAAUAGUAGGUAGGAUUCCUUCCAAUAUCAAAUUUGGAGUUUGUUAAGCAUUGUAAUAAAGAGGGCGCGGCAGGCCAUGUAGCAAACAGGAACUCCGUUGCCUUGUGAUAUUGUUCAUUAUUCACUGCAUUUUUGUGCAAUUAUAAAUGGAAAAGCAGCUCUUAAUUCAAAA